Molecule: messenger RNA, 5926 nt
Organism: Panthera uncia (snow leopard)
Lineage: Eukaryota; Metazoa; Chordata; Mammalia; Carnivora; Felidae
Gene: TTC29
Product: tetratricopeptide repeat domain 29
Exons: 12
Coding region: 4263-5612 (449 amino acids)
Molecular function (GO): protein binding
Source: RefSeq, a predicted model, not a curated record
CUCAUGGACCGUGAGAUCGUGACCUGAGCCGAAGUCGGACGCUUAACCGACUGAGCCACCCAGGCGCCCCUCAAACCCCUAUUUAACACCCUCACUCCUAGGAGCAAGAAGGAAUACUUUAAACCAAAACUCUUCUAUAAAGACUUUCAAUGAACUUUCAGUUGAAAGUUUAGGCUCCAGGUGUGCAUGUUGGUACCUCAGGCCUGACUACGUCUUCUGGCAUAGCAGGCACAGCCAGAUAGCUUCCCCAUGUUUUCACUCUAAAAGAAACUCAAGAAGACAGGACUUGCCCACCUUACCCAGAGCUUUGAAAAUUCUUACCCAAGGAGGAAACUUGGAGAACAGUCCCAUUUAGACAAUAGAGGAAACUCAACACCAGAAAUCCAGUCUUUCUUUCUUAUAUAAGAACUGAUGUCUUUAGCAUUGAUGCUGAUUGUCCCCUAUCAUCCACUCUUUCUUAUUUUCCACAGUUAUAGGAUCUUGACUUUUAGCAAAUCACAUGGCUACUCAAAAUGAAGAUCAUAUUUUCAGCUGCCUUUGAAACUAACGAUGACAUUGUGAUGAAGUCCUUGCCAGUGCUAUGUAGCACAAAAGAUGUGUUCAUCUCUUGGGAUGAGUAUGCAUGCCAUUAUUCCCCUGUGCAUCCUUCCUUCAGAGAAAAUACACACAUAUGCUUGGGAAGCAGCCAUUGUGGACAAUCAAUGAUCUUGGGAGUGGUAUCCAUAUAUAGUGGAGUUACAAAGCCAAAGAAACUGGGAAUCUGACACUGUGGAGUAUCAUUCCAAUUCUAUAUAUUUUUUCCUGUUAUUAGCAGCUAAUUACCUAAUAUUAAUUAAUAUAAAAACAAAGAACAAUAACUAUGUAAAAGAGAUAUGUCAACAUUAACAAAAGAAAAGAAUUUUCUGGAGGAAAAAAUAAUUUAGAGAAAACUAAUUAAUAUAUUCAGAAAUAAUUGUACAUCCAUAAACGAUAGUACGCCUAUAAAAGAGUUUAUACAAAAGGAUGAAUAAAAGAACAAGAACUAUCAAAGACUAAGAAAUAUGAUUUAUCUCACAAAAAAAUCAAUAAAAUACUGAAAAAUAAUACUGUCCAAAAUGUCCAAAUUUUAGAACCAAAAAGGCAAAGAAAAUAAAAAUGAAAUAAAAAUCAGAGAUAAAAAGGACAAAUCUAGGUUGAUGUUUAAUAAGCAAGAAUCAUAGAAAAAGAAAAUGAGAACAUGAAAUAAUUUUUUAAAAAUAGAAGAUUAUUAUCUAAAUCUGAGGAAGAAUGUGAGUACUCAGCUGACAAGUUCUACUAGAGAACUCCAUGAAAUGUCAGAACAGAAAGGAUACAAAAGUCCAAAAAAUGUCUUAGUUGAAGGAAAAAAACCAGAUGUGCGAUAUUCAUUAUGACCAUUCGCAGAGAUCUGGUUCUUCUUUCAGACACAUGGCAAGAUCAAAGUUACCUGCUCCCUUAAAACUGAGCAUCGCCAUGUGACUUCAAGUAGGAGAGGAAAUGAUGAAUAUAAUUUGGAUGAAGGCUUUAAAAGCUAAUGUGCAAUUUACUCUCAUCUUCCAGCUGCCACAAACCAGCAAUGCUCCAGGGGGUAAUAAUCCUCUUAGCACGAUUAUGCUAUUGAACAUAGUAUGGAACAAAACCCAAGGCUGACCUGGGAUGGUUACAUAUUGUAAUCAGGAGAUAAACUUCAUCAUUUUAGGUCACUGAGAUUUGGGGAUGUCACUGCAAACACGGAUCUUAUCACAAAAUCCCAUCAAAAAAAUGAAAAUUGGCUCUAGGCUUCUUAUCAUUAACAAUGAAUACUGGGUGGGGGGGGGGGUGUGUGGUGGAAAUCAAUACCUUCUAAACUGAGAAAUGAUUGUUAACCUAGAAUGUCCAACCCUGCCAAAUAACCAUGGGUAAAAUGAGCACAUUUUCAGACAUGAAAGAACUCAAAAACUUUACCUCAUAUAUUCUUUCUUCAGUUGUUCCUUGGAGAUGUGUUCAGUAAAACAAAAAUGAUUCAGAGUAAUUUUCAUCGUGGAAGAUCAUGAUAAUGGAGAUGACUGAAAUGAUGAUUGAGGUAUCAGAAACACUUUGAGAACAAUUGUAGGGAGUAGUUAAGAUAUAUUGGCUUCCCCUAGAGGAUUAUCAUUUGCUUCUUUGCACGCUGAGACAUCCUAAAAACCUUUCUCCAGAGCAAAGAUCAGAAGGGGGCACUCUAGAUCUUAAGUCAGUAUUAGCAUUCAAACUGUAACUGCAUCCCCUCCCACCUCACCAAUUCUAGGUGGGGAAGAGAGAGGAAGCAAUAAGAACAAUUACAAAUGGAAGAAUCAGCUCCAGAAGCUUCUAGCCAUCCUGUCAUUCAUUUGAUUAAUUCAAAAAACAUUUUUGAGCGUAUGCUAUAUACUAAUCCCCAUAUGGUAUAUACUAAUUCCCCAGGGAAUUCAGAGAAAAAUAAAAUGGUCUCUGCUUUCAAAGAGCUCAGAAUCUUUCAGGAGAGAUUAACUCACAUAAACCAAGAUCCACGCAAAGUGAAACACAUAUGGUAGAACUGGUCUAAGAGGAAGAGGUAGAAAGAAGGAGAGAUUAAUUCUGUGUGGUGAAGGGUGGGGUGUUCUAGAGUCCUCAAAGUUUACAGAAGGCCCUGAUUCUAUAGGUAAAGUUGUACCUGGAGCUGGCAUCCUUUGGUUGUGUGAAAUAAUCAGGUUCCUUUUUUGCUUAACCCAGUGUGAGUCAGGUUUUCUAUCCCUUGCAAAAAAAGCUAACUGAAUUCCCUAGCUCUAAGAAAUAUUAUACUAAGCAGAAAGAGAAAGAGAAUUGGUCAACGAACUGCCAGUGAAAACGCAGCAAGCAGGAGGAAUAUAUCCAAAGAGGCAAGAAGAAGCCACCUAGAAAACCAAACCAGGAGAGUCUCAUGUGAAAAAGCAGGUGCAUGGAAUUCACAAACCUCUAAGGAGAAAAGGCAGUAAAGACCGGAAAAGAAUUCACACCAGUGACAGUGGAGCCGUGUUAAGGUGAUGUUGAAAACUGGGAGAUGAAUUCUUGAGGAUAGGGCAGGCCUUACUGCCAUGGGGGAUCAUGUGGAGCCCAGUUACGGGUAGUCAGAGUGAUCAAUUGAGUGCAUGAUGUAAACUUACAUGCUGGAAAUAAUUUCAUAAUUUGGUGCAGCAAAUUAGAUGUCGGAAUAAAAUGUGUAGUUAUGGUUGUUAUGUUUGUACUCCAAAUAGAAUCAAUUUAUGGCUAAUAGAAUGACUUGCGUGAGCAAUAUUGCUGGCUCUCUCUCCUACAGUGUGUGACAGUAGGCACUGAAUAAAAGCCUCACUUUCCAGCACGUUUGUAUUUGAGAAGUAAUAAGCAACAAUCCUCACCCUCUUGCCCUAUAUACAUAUGAGAGAAUGUGCAAGAAAGCUCACUUCCUUGCACUUACACAUGUGAGAGACGGGAUGGAAUGAUGGGCUGAGAUUAAUAGGCUGACAUUUAGUCAAUGUAAAUAUAAAAUCCUGAGUUUCAGCUAAAGAAUUUAAAAAGUAAUAAUAAGACAGGGUGCAGGAAGAUUCUAUGAACAGGAGAUCUUGAGUCUGUCACUCACCACACUCAAAAUUGGACUAUCUUGCUGGAGACAGGAGUGGAAAAGGUAUUCAUGGAUGGCAGGGCAAAAAUGGUUCUGGUUACAACAAAGGCUGAGGAAGAAGGGAAUGAAUGACUUUUCCAGUUCCUUAAAGUGGCAUCAGGUCACGGGGGUCACGAAUGCCAAGCUGAAUGCUUUCCCAUUGAUCAGGGAAAUGUAGCAAAAUAUUAAGAAUGAGGCGCCAUGAAGGAAAUGACUCCAGGCGGCAAAUUGGAGACCCUUGGAUCAGUUGAACUAAUUUCUGAAAGCGGCCACAAACUUUUGAAAGCUGCCUUGUUUGAAAAGCGUGCUAGAUCUGGAGGUCCCGCUCAGCCUUCGUAGGCUCUGUCCCCACCAGGCUCCGCCCCCGUGCCCGAGGAAUCUGGAACUGCCCCAAUCCCGAGACCCUGUUUAGCCUAAUCCCGCCCCCACCAGCCCGGCCCCACCCCCUCAGUAUCCCGGGCGACGCUCCCGCGUCCCUUCUCUCCGCGCAGACUGUGCCAGGUCUCCGAACAACUGCUGGAAGAGGAGGCAGCACCGGCGCCCAGCACCUGCCACCGGUGGGGAUCACACUUCGGCGGAACGGAAAACCAGAACUGCCCCACGGGGCCAGCCCACCGAGACUGACGUCUGUAAACCUUGGAGAGACCUUCAGCAGUAAUCUCCGAAUUCUAAAAUGACCACCCUGCCCCCACUGCCCAUGACACACCCAAAGCUUACAUCUUUAGCCAGACAGAAGCUGCCAUGUUUCCCCAGCACGAUUCCAAGGUCUCAGUUGAUCAAAGAAAAAGAUGACAUAGAUCAUUAUCUGGAGGUGAAUUUCAAAGGAUUGUCAAAAGAGGAGGUUGCUGCUUAUCGGAACUCGUGCAAGAAGAACAUUUGUGUGGACAUGCUGCGAGACGGUUAUCACAAGUCCUUUACUGAGCUCUUCGCCCUGAUGGAGAAGUGGGAUGCUCUGCAGGAGGCUGCAAGAGUUAGGUCCCUUUUCUGGUUGCAGAGACCCCUGGAGGAGCAGCCUGAUAAGCUGGGUCACUUCUACCACCACCUGACCAGGGCUGAGGCGGCUGAACGGAAAGAAUACUUUGAAGAUGUCUAUAACAACUUGUAUGCACUGGCCUGUUACUUCAGUAAUUCUGAAGACAAAUGGGUAAGGAACCACUUCUAUGAACGAUGUUUUAAGAUAGCUCAACGGAUCAAAAUUGACGGUGGGAAGAAAGAAGCCGAGGCGCAUGCGCACAUGGGACUUCUCUUCGAGGAAGAGGGUCAGCUUCUGGAAGCUGCUGAGCAUUAUGAAGCAUUCCAUCAAUUGACGCAAGGGCGGAUAUGGAAGGAUGAGACAGGCCGCUUUCUCAACUUGUUGGCCUGUGAGAGUCUCCUGAGGACUUACAGAUUACUCUCAGACAAAAUGCUAGAAAAUAAAGAAUACAAACAGGCCAUCAGAAUUCUAAUAAAAGCUUCUGAAAUAGCCAAAGAAGGAAGUGACAAAAAGAUGGAAGGGGAAGCUUCCUAUUACUUGGGCUUAGCACACCUAGCUGCUGAAGAGUAUGAAACAGCACUAACAGUCCUUAACACUUACAGUAAAAUCUUCAUAGACCUGGAAGAUGAUCUCAGCCUGGGGAGAGCCUAUGAAGCAAUAGCCAAGGUCCUGCAGAGCCAAGGAAAGAUGCCAGAAGCAAUUAAAUACUUGAAAAAAGUUGUGGAAAUUGCAAGAAAUAAUUUUCAAAGCCUAGAUGUCGUGAGAGCAAGUACAAUGCUUGGGGACAUCUAUAAUGAAAAAGGAUACUACAACAAAGCUUCUGAAUACUUUCAACAAGCUUUUGACACAACAGCAGAGCUAAGGAACAUGCGUCACGUGGAUGAGACAAAAGUUCACUAUGGGAUAGCAAAAGCUCAUCAGAUAAUGCUGACCAUAAACAAUUAUAUCGAGUCUGAAGAUCUCACCAGCCUUGACUACCUGCUGUCGUGGAAGGAGAAUAGAAGCAGUAUUGCACCACAUCCGAUUAUCGGCCCUAUUCCAGAGAAUUAAUGCCAUGAUUGCAGAUUGAGCUCCUCUUGGCCACGUAUCCUGAAUUCAUCAAAUUAGAACACUGCUUCAAACUGUACACCAGCAAUUAUCCCACAAAUGUGUGUGUUUCAUUUAGUGGGUACUCAAAGAACUUCUGUUGAAUAAAUGGCAAAUUAAUAGAGGCUACCAGUUGAAAGACAGUGUAUGUUCAACAUAAACUAUACUCACUACAGGUAAAGCAGUUUAAAAUUUGUAUCAUUCUGAGAAUGGAGUAACAUGAAUCUCUGUCUCAUUCAUUAUUAUACAAGUGAAAUAAAAAAUAUGUUUAAUCGAGA